Encephalitozoon romaleae SJ-2008 is the source of this 1206-nucleotide messenger RNA. RefSeq names its product bromodomain-containing transcriptionalactivator. The record is from RefSeq and is a predicted model, not a curated record. Gene Ontology annotation, molecular function: protein binding; histone H3 acetyltransferase activity. The transcript has a single exon. Bases 1 to 1206 code for a protein of 401 amino acids. Gene Ontology annotation, cellular component: histone acetyltransferase complex. Gene Ontology annotation, biological process: chromatin remodeling; positive regulation of transcription by RNA polymerase II. NCBI's taxonomy places the organism in Eukaryota, Fungi, Microsporidia, Unikaryonidae.
AUGGGUGGCAUUGGAAUGGAUAUUUUUGGACUGGAAAAUAAUCAAGCUCGAAAGGAUGGAAAUGAGAUGUGCCAGAAAUUCAAGGAUAGAGAAUUGAAGUGUGCCAUAGUGUCUUCCUCAGACCCACAGGUAGACAAGAUACUUCUCCUUAGAAUCAAAUGUCUAUUCCAGAGGCAGUUAUCGAAGAUGCCCAAGGAAUAUAUUCUUAGGCAAGUGUUCGACACCAAGCACGCCAACAUGGUAUUGGUCAACUCUGCAGAAGAGGUUGUGGGAGGGAUAUGUUACAGGCCGUUCUUUGAAAGAGGCUUUGUGGAGAUUGUAUUUUUAGCCGUUGAUUAUGACUUCCAAGUGAAAGGAGUUGGAGGAUUUAUGAUGGAUUUGUUCAAGGAAGUUAUCAAGGAGGAGAUUAAGAGUUGCAAAUGGAAGUUUGCAGACAACGUGCUUGGAACUUAUAAGCAUGAGUAUAGGAUUAUUGAAGAUCUCAGCCCACUUCUAAACAAGAUGUUUGAGAAUGAUUCCGGGCCCUUUUAUCUGGUUACAUAUGCAGAUAACUUUGCAAUAGGAUACUUCAGGAAGCAAGGGUUCACAACUGAAAUGGAGUUUGGAGGAUGGAUUGGGUUCAUUAAGGAUUAUGAGGGUGGCACCAUAGUCGAGUGCCAUGUAUUCUGGGAGAUUAACUAUCUAAAGAAACAGGAGAUAAUUGGAAAUAUAAAGAAAAAGUUAUUUGAAGAAAUGAAGAAGAUCAAUACCUAUCACAUUGUUCACAAGAUAGAUGACUAUUCAAGGAUCAAAAGCAUUGAAGAUAUCCCGGGAGUCUUGGAUGCCAAAUAUGUUUCAAGGGAGAAUAGUGACUUGAAGUGCCAGGCCAGAUUUAUUUCGUAUCUCAUAUCCGAUCUUCAGGUUAGCCCAUAUGCCUGGCCAUUUUUGAAGCCUGUGGACCCAGUAGAGGUUCCCGACUACUACAAGCAGAUAUCUAAUCCUAUGGAUCUAUCUACUAUGAUGUCCAAACUGAAGAACAAUGAGUACAAAUACGUAGAAAGUUUUGUGAGAGAUAUGAAUCUGAUGGUAAACAACUGCUUUGCAUAUAAUGGAAAGGAUACACAAUAUCACAAAUGUGCACAGAUUCUCCUGGGACAUUUUAACAAAAAGCUCGAGAUUUACAAGCAUGUUAUUGAUAGACUUCCGAAAGAAAGAGGAUCUGGGUGA